CGUAAACUCGUAGUUAGGGCAACCAUUGUGUUUAUAGGAAGCCUGCUGGCGGCAUUGUACUUCUAUGAAGGGGAAGCAGAGAGUGGCUGAGCUAUAGACAGACGCAUCUUUUCUAUGUAUAUAAAGCAAACAAAGCUUGUCUUCUGAGUUUUCUUUUUCGCCUUCGUGUUGAACCCACGGGGGUUUCCAGAGGUGCGGCCCCCAUCUACUCGACUAGAAAAGGAAAUAAAAUGGCUCCCGGAAACAAAUCAAAUGCAUUCACUGGCAGCUCUGUGUCAAAAAGUCAACCUGAUAGCCGGCGUAAUGGAUCUGGAACAAAAAGGAAAAAAAAAAGGAUAAAGAAAAGUGCCAAAGGGGAUCUUGUACCAGAAGCCCAACCUAGCCGAUGCUACAGUCCUUUGGUGUAUGAUCCAGAGGUGUGCCAACGAGAACUUAUGCAGAAAUAUGCAAAACAACCAGAAGCUUUGGGGAUUAGCGAACUCCGUCAGUAUGCAGCAGAAAUCCAAACAAGCCAAAAAGCUGCAGUCAGGAUGGGAGUGUCCAAUCACAUUAGCCGCUUUGAGAUCCCCAUGGAUAUUAAACUACUUGAGAAUACGACUGUUCACCAAUACCUCAAAACCUACUGCCGAGUAUGCAAGAGACGACAGACAUUUUAUAAGAAAUUCUUUGAUAAAUAUGACCGAGAUAAAGAUGGGAUGCUAUCUAUCAUGGAAACAGAAGCAGCUGUGACUGAUCUCUACUGUAACGAGAUUCACCCAAAACAAGUGAAAGAACUCAUUGCUGUGACAAGUGAAGAGGAUGAAAUGUUUGACUCCAAGCUAUUCUUUGCUUUGUGUGCGUUGUCGGAACGCAUGUUUUAUUCAACGUUCGUCACCAAGGAUGCCAGUGAACUAUAUUCUGAAAGGCAAUGGGUGGAGACCGCUGACUUCUCUGCAAUCAAUUGGAAAUUUGAAGGCUGCAACAUUAACACAUCUUUAAAAAGGCUGUUCAGACUUCUGGCUUACAGACUUGGGAUUGAAAGUGAAGAGAACUGAAAUAGUACCUAUUGCGCUACAUUCAAACAGCCACAUCCAGGGUCUGCGUUACUGCUGCCGAGGCUCCAUUUGAAUGUAACCUUUCAGAUGAUGCGUGGUUACACGUGAAGAGCAGGAGCUGCCCAUUGAUUUUUACACACAGUGUGCGCAGGCUUUUUAUUUUUUACCACUGGCAAGUCAGAUUGCACAAAUGAGUUGUUACAUGUGACUAGAGCCUCCACCUAGACCUUACUGUGUGACUGUAGCUUUAUACUUCUGCUUUAGGAGUGUCUUCUAUAUGCCAAUUGUACUACCUAGCAAUAAAAUGACCUAGGACAGACA
Messenger RNA from Rana temporaria (common frog), 1355 nucleotides. RefSeq lists its product as uncharacterized. The record is from RefSeq and is a predicted model, not a curated record. Lineage: Eukaryota; Metazoa; Chordata; Amphibia; Anura; Ranidae. Bases 231 to 1034 code for a protein of 267 amino acids. The transcript is spliced from 9 exons. Gene Ontology annotation, molecular function: calcium ion binding.